This is a messenger RNA of Periconia digitata, 873 nucleotides long. The record is from the annotation of a GenBank genome assembly. Lineage: Eukaryota; Fungi; Ascomycota; Dothideomycetes; Pleosporales; Periconiaceae.
AUGACCACCGCUGGCAAAAUCGUGAACAACGAAAUCCAUCUACAAUCAAUCCACCAUCAGCAAACACAGCCACAUCAAUUGCACCCGCCCGAACACAGCGACGGGGAACCGGAAACAAAGAAACAAGAAAUGCCUCUAGACACCUCCACCUACUCCCUCGCUCUCCUUCGCCUCGAUGGCCGCCGUUGGAACGAGCUGCGGCGCAUCCACGCGCAGAUCAAUACCCAGGCCGCAGCCGACGGAUCCUCGUACCUGGAGAUGGGCAACACAAAAGUGCUUUGCACAGUGACUGGUCCAGCUGAAGGGCGGCAGGCGGGCCAGCGCGGAGCCAAGGAUAACGAGGCCAAAGUCGAAGUGGAAAUAGGGUUUGCUGGCUUCAGUGGGCUCGAACGGCGGAAACGAAAGAGCGACAAACGAACUCUCGAAAUGCAGCACACGCUUUCAACAGCUUACUCCUCGCUCCUCCUCACACACCUAUAUCCUCACUCCACCAUAACACUCACCUUGCACAUCCUUUCGCAAGACGGCUCAAUGCUCGCCGCCUGCAUCAAUGCUAGCACUCUCGCCCUCAUCGAUGCGGGAAUCCCCAUGUCCGAUUAUCUCGUAGCUUGCACCGCCGCCUCAUCUGCCACCACCUCCGACUCGGACAACAGCGAUCCUCUGCUGGAUCUCAACAACCUCGAGGAACAAGAACUCCCCUUUCUGACUGUUGGCACCCUAGGUAGGAGUGAUAAGGUCAGCGUGCUGAUUUGUGAGAGCCGUGUGCGGAUGGAGAGGAUGGAGAGUAUGUUGGCAGUGGGUAUCGAUGGGUGUAAGCGCAUGCGGGAGAUACUGGAUGGCGUGGUAAAGGAAUACGGGAAGAGAUUUUCAUGA